Messenger RNA from Ambispora gerdemannii, 5943 nucleotides. The record is from the annotation of a GenBank genome assembly. NCBI's taxonomy places the organism in Eukaryota, Fungi, Glomeromycota, Glomeromycetes, Archaeosporales, Ambisporaceae.
AUGCCCAUGAAAAAUACCACGCAUGCUGCAAUUCUAGUAAGCGAGAACGAAGGUGGAUCUCGAGAAUUAGUUAACAAUUCCAGUGCCAAUAACGAUAAUAAUCUACGAGUAGUAGUCGAUGGAACCUCUACGACAACAGCAACAGCAACAUCAUCACCUUUAUUAAAUGCCAUUGGCUCGAAUUCUUCUUCGCCAUUAUUACCACCCGUGGUGCCGCCAUCACCAAAUUCAAAAUUAUCCAGAAAUAGGCAUAUACCAGCAAUUGAUACUUCUUUAGGUCGUCAUCAUAACGAGGAUGAUUCACAUCAAUUUAAUCAAAAAAAUUCUCGUCGACGGCUCUCUUCUAUGAAUAAUAUUAACAAUAAUCAUGAACAAUCACUCGCUUCAGCAUCAUUUAGUCGUCGUUCUUCAUCAAUUAUAAGUAACGAUGAUAACAAUAACAAUAGCGGUAGUUUAGGACCAAGAAAAUCCUUAUCAUUACCAUAUCCCAAAAACAAUCCAAAAGAGCGGUCAAAUACUUUAUCAAAUGUUAAAGAAUCGAAAUCGCUCAAUCGAUCAAAAUCACUACGUGAAGGAAUUUACUCACGAGAUUCCAACAAUCAUAAUUUGACUGCUAUGCGUAAAACUGAAUCCGAAAAUGGUGUUCAGUCUGUCUCGUCAAAACAAUCAUUACAUCAUUCACGUGCACAUUCUUAUACUCCAGAUCAAUCCCCAACGAUAGGCACACCGGAGCCUCCAUUACGUCCUUUGUCUUCUUCCUCUUCUGGAUCAUUAGAGCGUCGACUAUCAAUGUUGACCCAGUCAUAUUCAGACAAUUCGCUAAGUCUCUCGAUAACCGACGAUAAUCAUUCGGAUUGGGAUGACUUUUUGUACGGUUAUGCUCGAGGAAAAUUUGAUCCAUUAUCAAUCCCGAGAAAACCGAGACGAUCUAGUUCCAAAAAAAGCUAUACAAAAGUCACUACAUUUGGUGAUGAUUGGGAUGUUGAGUAUAUCGAAGCUUGGAGAAGAGAUGGCGCAAGAGACACAUUAAAUGCACCCGGGACACCUAAUAAUGGAAUAGAUAUAGCAACAAAUUACACAGGAAAUACUUCUUCGUCUAGCGUUGUGAAUAUUGCUCAUCAACACGAAUUGAGUUUAACUGCAACCGAAGAUUCUGCAUCUAUAAAUCUAGAAACGCAUAUUGAAACGGAUGGAGAUUAUGAUGAAAAUAAUUACGAAUAUGGAUAUGAUGGUAGUGUAUAUAAUAAUGACGAUGAUGAGUUUGAAGAGGAGGAUGAGAAUGAAGAUGGUGAAUUUGAAGUACAUCUACAUGAUGUUGAUGAAGCUGAAGGUGACGAUGAGUUUGAACCAGAAUAUUUGCCACCUCCUUUACCCCCAAACGAAAGUGAACGUAGACGUGCUUUAUGGCGAUUUCAGAUCUUGAACACUUCACAGGAUGUGAAUUUUUCACGUAUUGUCCGUCUAGUGAAACAGCACUUCAAAGUUCCGAUUUCCCUGAUAUCCUUGGUAAAUACAACACAUCAAUGGUUCAAAGCAGAGGAGGGUCUCGGCUGUAAUUCCACCACUCGAGAAGUUUCUUUUUGUGGCCACGCGAUCCUUCAAGAAACUGCCGAACCAUUCGUUGUUCCGGACGCAUUGAUCGAUUGGCGAUUCAAAAAAAAUCCCUUAGUAACUGGUCCUCCGUAUAUUCGAUUUUACGCCGGGGCUCCGUUACGUACAAAAGAUGGACAUAACCUCGGUACUAUCUGUUUGAUUGAUAAUAAUCGUCGUGAAGAUUUUAGUGCCGAUGAUCGUAAAGUUCUCAAGGAUUUUGCUAAAGUUGUGGUGCGCGAAUUGGAAUUAUGGGCGGAUCGAUUAAGACUGAGAGUGAGAAAUAAAAUGCAAACGUCGAUUGCAGAGUUUAGUAAUUUCUGUUUGGAAGGCAUGAAAUCACAAUUAGUAAACAAAGAAACUGGUGGAAUAUCACGAAAACGGGAAAGUGUGUGGUCAAAAAGUCCGGAGAAAGAACCACCUGAAAAUGGAGACCAAGUGAUGCAAAAAUGUUUUGAUAUGGCAGUGAAACUUAUGCGUGAUACGUUAGAGGUGGAUGCUCUUUAUCUACUGGAAAUGCCAUCACUUUCAUCAAAGCCAAUCACGUCGACAGGUCGGCCUUCAACUUCAGAUUUCUCCUCAUUCUUUUUAAAUAGUCCUCCACCUGAACCUGGAAUCAAACAUCUUAAAUUCUUGGCAUCCGUCGGAAUUGAAUUGUCAACUGAUCUUCUGUCUACUCCGACGACGACGUCAUUUUUGAUACACUUGAUGGAAACUCACGAACAAGGAUACAUUUUUCAAAAUGCUUUGCCUCCAUUGCCUGCUCUCUUCCCAUUGCAAAUGCAGUCGGGUAUUGUUGUGCCAAUUUACGAUAAUUCUCAGAAUGCAUUCGGAUUCUUGAUUGCAUUGACCACCGAUACAUCUCGACAAUUCGAAGACGAGGAACGCGUGUACAUGGGAAAUUUUGGAGUAAAUGUUGUUAGUGAAGUGUUGAAACGUCGAGUUAUUGUCGCUGAUCGAGCUAAAGGGGUUUUCAUUUCAUCAAUGUCUCAUGAAUUGAGAACUCCGUUACAUGGAAUAUUGGCAAGUUGCGAAUUAUUGGAAGAUUCAAAGAUGACUGAUGCCCAAAAAGAAUUAUUGAAAACUAUUCAAGGAUGUGGGACAAGUUUGAUUAGUAUCCUGAAUUCAGUAUUGGAUUUCGCAAAAUUGGAAAGUGAACAAAACGGAUUAGAUGGUUAUCAGCAUUCGAUUUAUAGUAAUAAUAAUCGUCGUAAUAAAACUGGAGGACGACAUCAUCACACAAGUAGUUUAUCAACUAUUGCAUCUUCCGAUGAAUAUUCGUCUUCGUCAUCGAAUAUGAAAUCUGGUGACGAUGGUAUAAAUGAUGUAAUUAGCAAUAGUGAUGGUGCUCAGAAUCAUGACAAUAAUUCGAGGACUGCGUCAUCGUCAGGGAGAAAACGCCAUCGUAUACUGCAAAAAGUUGAUUUAGUCACUAUAGCCGAAGAAGUAUCCGAAUCAUGUUCAAUUGGACAAGAGAUGUUGUCGGCUGUCUAUGGAGCAUCAUCCAACACUGAAACAUUGGAAAACUACACGGAUUCGACAGCUACACAAUUACGAAAACGUGUUUGUGAUCUUUUGCAUCCGUAUCAAUAUGCACAGAAAUCUGCACGUAGUGUUGGCGAUAAAAAUGAUCCAGUAGCAGAACAGCGACAUGUUGAAUUGAUGCUUGAUAUUGAACCAAGAUCGGAAGGCUGGUGUGUAAUGGCUGAUGAUGGAAGCGUUAGGCAAAUUCUGAUGAAUAUUAUUGGAAAUUCAUUGAAAUUCACAACAAGAGGAUAUGUGCAUAUUUCUUUAACCACAGUCCCAACAUCCGAAGCAAUCCCAAAUCGAAUAUCUGUUCUAUUUACAAUAACCGAUACAGGAAAAGGAAUGUCACCACAUUUUCUCACUACGCAUUUAUUCCAACCGUUUUCGCAAGAAGAUUCAUUGCAAGCUGGCACCGGACUGGGGCUCUCGAUUGUGAAAUUACUGGUUGAGAAAAUGGGCGGGAGAUUAGAUGUCGAAUCUGCAUUGGGCGCGGGAACUCGUGUUCGCAUUUGGUUGGAUUUCGAUUUGCCGCCAUCAAAUGGUAAUGACGGUGAUGCAGAAAUUGACGAUUAUCUUCGUGACGGUAAUAAUAGCGACGAAGAAUCAAAAAUGGUGGAUGACAAUGAUGAACACGAAUCGUCAGAAAUGGAAAAAAAGAGAAUACUUCAAGAGUUCUCCCAGAUGCAACUAUGUAUAUACGGUGUUCGUGGGAAACUACAUGAGGUCGUCGAAAAGUAUUUUCGAAAUUGGCAUGGAAUGAAACGAAUUGUAUUUGAGGAGCAAGCGGAUCGAAUGCGCGGUGAUCUCUUAGUGAUUAAUGAGGAUUUAGAUGCCUUGAAAACUGUUUGGUUCUUGGAGCAUCAUAAACAACAGCAAGAUAAUAAGAGACUUUCAUUAUCAAAUUUAGUUUCUCCAUUAUUGAAUAUUGCAGUGUCGUCGUCCACUACCAUAAAGAAUGCUCAACAAGAAGAAAAUGAAGACUGGGAUUACUCGCCGAUAAUUCUAGUCACGUCGAUAGCAAAAUAUGCUAAAGCAGCUGAUUUUGUUGACCUUUUGCAGCAACAAGCGAACGUUAGUAAUUAUCACCAUCACCUUCAGCAUCAACAAAACGUUAAUCUCCAUAACACGUCUGGACUCACAUCAAUGUUGAAACCAAGACGAACACGUAAAAUCGUUGUGUUAUCUGCACCGAUUGGACCACGAAAAAUGAAAAGAACAAUUUUGGCGUGUUUUCGGAAUAAAAAUAUUCCAUCAUCACCUUCUCUGCCUCCAUCACCAGAACUUGGUAAAAAGAUUGACAAUAAUGAAUUAAAAGUUCCAGAAUUUAAUUCCCUGAAUCAACUCCUUGGUGUCGAAGAUACGCAACAAGUUAAUUCUCCUCUUUUGUCACCUGAUCACAGCAACGGUAUCCAAAUAUCGGCAAAAUCUCUUCCUAGAGUGGUUGUAAUGACCCCGCCUAAUGUUUCAAGUUCGAAGGAUUUUUCUCUCUCAUCUUCUUUAUCGUCAAGUUCAAACAGUUCUUAUGAACAUUCAGACGAGAAUUCAGACGAAAAUUUAAUAUUCAUGCCAUCACCAUUAAUAACAUCUCCAAAUGCUCCAUCACAGAAUGAAAAAGACCCAUUCUUCACAAAUAUUUCGGAUGAUAAUCUGACGACCACGGAACCUGUAUCUGAUUUCAAAGUUGAUUCAUCUCAAUCACCGUCGUCCUCUUCACGUGCCACUACCUAUCCACUUCUUUCAAUUCCUCUUCCUUCACCAGUAACCUUUCCAUUCACCACAGAUACAACCACACAACUUGCGUCUUCACUCAACUCGAGAAAAUUCACCAACGCAACAUUUACUACUUCAUUCGAUCGAUCUUAUUCAUUACCAGCCUCACCAGUACCAGAAAUCCAUCAACAGUCGUUGAUGAUUGCUCCUACAAUCGUGGGUCCAAAAGGUCCUCGAGUAUUGGUAGUAGAGGAUAAUGCAAUUAAUCGAAUGAUUUUAGUCACUUUCUUGAAAAAACGUGGCGUUGGUUAUGAAGAGGCUGAGAAUGGCGCGAUUGGAGUCGAAAAGUUUCGACGUAACUUGGAGUUUGAUGAAGAGCAAAUGAAACAUGAGUAUGAUGAAAGGAACUGUGAGAGGCGUAGAUUUGAUGUAGUAUUAAUGGAUAUUCAAAUGCCGGUGAUGGAUGGCAAUAAAGCAACUGCUGAAAUCCGUAAAUUAGAAAAAGAAUACGCCGCCGAAAAGCGUAACAUACAGAACCAAGAAUCCGACAAUGAACAUCUUCAACCACAUCCUUCCGAUGGUGGUAACAACGGUAGCUUUAAACUUGGUAGAGAUCUGCCGAAUAGUUUAUCAACCUCUCCAUUAAUUUCACUAUUAUCGCCAUUACUAAACACAGCUGCGAAUAGAAAUCUGGGAUCGUCUUCAUCAGCAUCUGAUACCUCAAUAAUUGACAUAAAUUUAGAAACGUCAUUCUGUGAUUCUCAAUCAACUACAACCAACAACUUUGCAACAAAACCUCAAUCACUUUUCACAACUUCAUCGUCGUCAUUAUUACAAAAUCGUGCACUGAUAUUCGCACUAACUGGAUUGGCUAGUGAAGAAGAUAAAGAUUUGGCAUUUGAAAGUGGAGUUGAUGGAUUUUUAACGAAACCAAUUAGUCUGAAAGUCUUGGAUCGUGUAUUAAAACGAUGGUUUGAACGAGCAGCAUCGGAUCGUAAAGUUGAUGGGCUAGAAGAAAAUGGCUUAAUAAAUAAUAAAUCCUCUAACUCAAUAUCAAACCCACUUCCGCAAUCAUCAUCAACCUCCGAUGCUGGACUCUGUAAUAUGGUCGGGUGA